This is a messenger RNA of Striga hermonthica, 1407 nucleotides long. The record is from the annotation of a GenBank genome assembly. NCBI's taxonomy places the organism in Eukaryota, Viridiplantae, Streptophyta, Magnoliopsida, Lamiales, Orobanchaceae.
AUGGCAGUAGCAAGGCAGAAAAGUAAGAGGCUUUAUACCUCAAUCUUCCAGUUCAGCCGCUUCUUAUCUUCUGGCCCACUUAACCCACCACCCCUUGUUCGUUCACGAAGGGUCGUUGUGACUGGAUUAGGGGUGGUGACUCCGUUGGGUUGUGGUGUGGACGUGACCUGGAAACGUUUAGUGGAAGGGGAUUGUGGAAUUAGAGCCAUUACCACUGAAGACCUGAAGAUGAAUGGAUUUGAUAGAGAGAAACAGUUGCAUACUUUUGAUCAAUUAACAUCCAAAGUUGCUGGAAUUGUACCAUGUGGAUCGAACCUAGGUGAAUUUAAUGAGGAGCUGUGGCUUAAUACGAAGGAUCACAGGUCAAUUUCAAGGUUUAUAGGCUAUGCUUUAUGUGCUGCCGAUGAGGCUCUAAGAGAUGCAAAUUAUAUACCCUCUACACAGGACGAGAAAGAAAGGACGGGUGUUUCUAUAGGUGCGGGAAUUGGCAGCAUCACUGAUAUAUUGGAUGCUUCAAACAUGAUCUUUGAGAAGAAAUUACGCCGGCUCAGUCCAUUUUUCAUCCCAAGGAUACUUAUAAACAUGGCUUCUGGUCAUGUGAGCAUGAAGUAUGGAUUCCAGGGACCAAACCAUGCUGCAGUGACAGCUUGUGCUACUGGGGCUCACUCUAUUGGAGAUGCCACAAGGAUGAUUCAGUUCGGAGAUGCUGAUGUCAUGGUUGCUGGGGGGACUGAAUCGAGCAUUGAUGCUUUGUCUAUUGCAGGAUUUUGUAGGUCAAGAGCAUUGACGACCAAGUACAACGGGACUCCUGAAGAAGCUUCAAGACCUUUUGAUUGUGACAGAGAUGGGUUUGUAAUAGGUGAAGGUUCCGGCAUCCUUGUUUUGGAGGAGCUGGAGCAUGCAGAAAGGCGUGGAGCUAAAGUUUACGCUGAAAUUCGUGGUUAUGGGAUGUCAGGUGAUGCAUACCACAUUACUCAACCACAUGGUGAUGGAAGAGGGGCCAUUUUGGCUAUGAAACGUGCUCUGGAGCAGUCUGGCCUAAAGCCUGAUCAGGUGGGUUACGUUAAUGCACAUGCUACAUCUACUCCUUUGGGGGAUGCUAUAGAAGCCAAGGCUAUUAAGUCUUUAUUUGGCAGUCAUGCAGACACUCUGGCCUUGUCCUCCACAAAGGGUGCUGUUGGGCAUCUUCUCGGGGCAGCGGGGGCAGUUGAAGCAUUAUUCUCAAUUUUAGCUAUACACCAUGGAAUUGCACCCUUGACACGCAACCUGAAGAAGCCCGAUCCGAUUUUUAAUGCCGAUUUCAUGCCUUUGAGUGCUUCAAAGAAGAUGCAGAUUAAAGCUGCCAUGUCCAACUCAUUUGGCUUUGGGGGAACAAAUUCAUCACUGCUCUUUGCUGCUCUUAGUUGA